Neodiprion fabricii is the source of this 870-nucleotide messenger RNA. RefSeq lists its product as uncharacterized. Bases 145 to 870 code for a protein of 241 amino acids. The record is from RefSeq and is a predicted model, not a curated record. The transcript is spliced from 5 exons. NCBI's taxonomy places the organism in Eukaryota, Metazoa, Arthropoda, Insecta, Hymenoptera, Diprionidae.
CAAAGUGGAGCGCUGGAAGCCUUCCAUCCUUUCAUUUUGAAAAUUGUUCGUUAACCGACUCAAUAAUAGACCCGCAGAAUUUUGAUACACUGCCAGGAUCUACAAACAUUAUUGCAAAAGGACAGCGAUGGAAAAGCUAUUUUAAUGGUGUACCGUAAAACAGGAUAUUUAACAUCACGCCUUCGAAAUCUCUUGGUUCAAAAAAUAAUUAAAUGCAAACAAGACGAAGCCUUUGAAGAUAUUUCGAUUGGUGAAGUACUUCCUGAGUUCAGAAUUACAACAGAUGAAUUUAAAAGCUGGGCAAAAGAAAUCCACGAAGUUUUUCCUACUGAAUCCAUAGCAACGUAUUACAUCCCUUAUGCAAAAGUACAAGGACAGCGUAUCUGUGCAUCCGGAAAGCUCUGGGAACAUUUCCACUACACCAAAACUUUAUUGCAUAAGAGUGGCCUGUUACGCAAUAAGCGCAAAGAUAAAUACACCAAGCCGGAAGUAAACGUCGAAGAAACAUGCGAAAUUACAGAUGAGGAUAAUGAUAAACUUAGCUGGCUGAAAACUUAUAUUGAACCGUGGGGUAACGUGGUGGAAUAUUGGGACAGAACUUAUCACAUCAGAAGGCGCAAUUUAAUCAAAGAUAAUACAUCCGUUGCGGAUUAUAUAAAAACGUACCGCUGCUUGCGGCAAGAGCUGGGAGCUGAAUUGAUACAUCGUGAUUUUGAAAAACUUUAUCCUGGAAAAAGUGAUUCGCUGCUCAACAGAUGGGAUGCUAUUCGCACACGGCUUUCUGAACUAUUACAGGGUCCCCGCAAACCGAAAGGUUUGGAUAACGAACUGCUGGUUAAUAAACUGAAAACGUUGAGUCCUGGUAAGUAA